This is a messenger RNA of Zychaea mexicana, 1356 nucleotides long. RefSeq lists its product as uncharacterized. The coding region runs from base 32 to 1045 and encodes 337 amino acids. The transcript is spliced from 9 exons. NCBI's taxonomy places the organism in Eukaryota, Fungi, Mucoromycota, Mucoromycetes, Mucorales, Lichtheimiaceae. Gene Ontology annotation, cellular component: membrane; TRC complex. Gene Ontology annotation, biological process: post-translational protein targeting to endoplasmic reticulum membrane. Gene Ontology annotation, molecular function: molecular adaptor activity; protein binding. The record is from RefSeq and is a predicted model, not a curated record.
UUUUUUUACCUGUUUCCCUAAUAACAUUGAAAUGGCUGCCGAAAACAAGAAAGCGUUGGUAUACUCAAUCCUCGAGUUUCUUCAAAAAUCGUGCGACGAUGGUACCAUCAGCAAAGAUGACACCGAAGGCAUUGAAGUUGCCAUGCAGUGCAUCGGUGAAGCUUUCGGUGUAGAUCCCACCGAUGCUGCCCAGCAAGAAGCUUAUAGCACCAAGCCUGCUAACUUGUUGUCUAUCUUCGAAGUGUACCUGAAGACCAAAUCCAAGACUCGCGGUCAGGCCCCUGCUUCGGCGUCGUCGUCGUCUGGUGCUGCUCCCGCUGCCGCUAAGGCUGAAAUCUCAGAAGAGGAUAAGCAGAAGGCCGAGGAACUCAAGGCCGCAGGUAACCGUAAGGUCUCUGAACGCAACUAUCCAGAAGCUAUCAAGCUUUAUACCGAAGCAAUUGCUAUCAAUGGUAGCCAAGCAGUUUACUACGCAAACCGCGCUGCUGCAUACAGCCAGCAAAGUGACUAUGAUAAGGCCGUAAGCGACGCUACGAAGGCUAUUGAAAUUGAUUCAAAGUAUAGCAAGGGUUACAGUCGAUUAGGUCAUGCUUUGUUCUGCCAGCAGAAAUAUCAGGAAGCUGUAGAAGCGUAUGAAAAUGGUCUCAAGUUGGACCCUGAAAACGCCACUAUCAAGUCCUCAUUGGCUACUGCCAAGUCCAAGAUUGGAAGCGUUGAUCGCUCCGGCCCCGGAAGCCCGCCACCAUCUGCUGGCGGUGCUGGUGCUGGCGGCAUGCCCGACCUUGGUUCCUUGUUAAACAACCCCCAACUUAUGAACAUGGCUCAGCAAAUGAUGCAAUCCGGUGCUUUGGAUCAAUUCAUGAACAACCCUAACCUCGCAAGAAUGGCACAAAACAUGAUGGGCGGUGGUGGCGGAGCAGGAGGUGCUGGUCUUGCAGAAAUGAUGCAGAACCCUGAGAUGAUGGAUAUGGCUCGUCAAUUCAUGGGAGGAGCAAACAACAACAGCGAUGGCAACAACAAUGGUGGCAGCGGAAACUCUAACUAGAAUGUGUACUAGUAUCAUAACGCCUGGCUUUUUGCUCUUAUCUCUUCUGUUGAAAUAACAUACGACGAACAACACGUCUUUCAAAGAAACGAACACUGUAUUCUUCAGGUCCUCCUCCUACCCUUUAUAUAAUAACUCUUUAUGAGGGAAUAAAAAAAUACACACCAAACACCUACAGUAUACAUGAAGUAUUCAUACUACAAACAACACAACAUUUCGAGCUUCUUAUAAUCAAUAUACAUUCGGGUUUUAUGAUAUUAUACCAAGCUUCUCAAUACGGUAUAAAUCAAAAGAUUCAUAUACUGCCACUG